AUGCUCCAGAACCUCGUCAUUUUGACGCUGGUGUUUCUGGUGGCCUCCAUUGAGCGUUGCGAUGCCGUGUCCUCCGUUGCAGGUGCUGAUCAAAUCAAGUGUUCGAAGCACGCAACACUCAGCACACCAUUCGGGCCAGCUUUGGUCACCAAGAGUAAGGACAAACGGCACUUAAGGGUGAAUGACAAGGCGACAGGACAAGAUGAUGCUGAAGCGAGAGAUAUCACCUUGGGGUCCGUCAUUAGCGCCAGUGCGAAGGCAAUGAGGAUGAAAGCGAAGCUGAACAUGAUGCUUCUGCGCGGAUUAAAGCCUGACAGAGUCUUGAAGAAGCUAAAAGUCGUACGCAUGACGGACAAGAAUUUCAACAACUUUGCUAGAUUUUACGCCCAGUAUCGUGCCAAGUACGCAAGUAAGAAACCAGACCUUCCGACGAGUGCAGAAGAUGUCAUAUUGUUACCGAAGUUGAAGGGAUGGCUCGGUCAACGAUUAUUACCCUCACAAGUCAAGUUUAAUCUGAAGGAAUUAGCGUCGACGAACGUCAACAAAUAUCUUCAGUUGUACCUCAAAGACGCUGACAAUAUCGUCAUUCUGCCCAUGCUCGAGCGCUGGAAGGGACAAAAGAUACUCCCAUCGCAAUUCAAAAACAACCUAAACGAGAUCGGGGUGACGGACACGACUAGAUAUAUGGAGUGGUAUAUGCGCAAUGGUGGAGAUGACAUCGUAAUGGCCAAGCUUCGGAAGUGGGUCAGUGAAGAUGUUCCUAUGGAAAAUAUCGUAACGAAACUUGAGAAGAUUGGGGUGUUAGACACGACCAAAUAUGUGGACUGGUAUAGAGAAUCCAUCAUAAUGGCCAAGCUUCGGAAGUGGCUCAGCGAAGAUGUCCCUGUGGAAAAUGUUAUCUCGAAACUUGAGAAGAUUGGGGUGACGGACACGACCAAAUUUGUGGAGUGGUAUAUGCGCAACGGUAGAGAUGCCCCGGUAAUAGUCAAACUUCAGAAAUGGGUUAACCAAGGUCUCUAUCCGCCUCAAAUUGUAGCAAAACUACAACAAACUGGGACCACGGGUCUCCAGAGUCACAGGAUGAUCAACAUGGGCAGUCAGCAUGUGCCGCUGACUCAUAUGACGCUUUUCGCGAUAGCGCUUCUACGCCCGCCCUUGCGCCUCAUGGCCGAUAACAUUACCGAAUAA
This is a messenger RNA of Phytophthora nicotianae INRA-310, 1188 nucleotides long. RefSeq lists its product as hypothetical. The transcript has 2 exons. The record is from RefSeq and is a predicted model, not a curated record. Lineage: Eukaryota; Oomycota; Peronosporomycetes; Peronosporales; Peronosporaceae. The coding region runs from base 1 to 1188 and encodes 395 amino acids.